Molecule: messenger RNA, 441 nt
Organism: Kluyveromyces marxianus DMKU3-1042
Lineage: Eukaryota; Fungi; Ascomycota; Saccharomycetes; Saccharomycetales; Saccharomycetaceae
Gene: GRX5
Product: monothiol glutaredoxin GRX5
Exons: 1
Coding region: 1-441 (146 amino acids)
Source: RefSeq, a predicted model, not a curated record
AUGUUUGCCAGAUCUUUCAUUACUAAAAGUUCUCUCUUGCGCCCCGCGUUCAAAACACAAUUUAACUUCCAAAGGUUCCUCUCUCAGGAGACCAAAAAAGCUAUUGAAGACGCUAUUUCAUCAGCACCAGUAGUGUUGUUCAUGAAAGGUACUCCAGAGUUCCCACAGUGUGGUUUCUCUAGGGCAACAAUAAACAUGUUGGGUCAGCAAGGUGUUGACCCAGUGAAGUUCGCUGCUUACAACGUAUUGGAAGACCCGGAAUUGCGUGAGGGUAUCAAGGAAUUCUCCGAAUGGCCAACUAUUCCUCAACUAUACGUAAACAAAGAAUUUAUCGGUGGUUGUGACAUUAUCAUGAACAUGGCACAAACCGGAGACUUAACAAAGCUGUUGGAGGACGCCGAUGCGUUAGUCCCAGAAGAAGAAGAGGAACAAGAAAAAUAA